Messenger RNA from Nezara viridula (southern green stink bug), 1539 nucleotides. Lineage: Eukaryota; Metazoa; Arthropoda; Insecta; Hemiptera; Pentatomidae. The record is from the annotation of a GenBank genome assembly.
AUGGCUGAUACUGAAGAUCCUUCUGAUGGUCUCACUGGAAAGGAUAUAUUUGGAAAUGGUGAUGGUUUGACCUAUAAUGACCUUAUUAUUCUGCCUGGGUACAUUGAUUUCACAGCUGAUGAGGUAGAUUUAACUUCUUCUUUGACUAAGAAAAUUUCCCUUAAAGCGCCAUUGGUGUCAUCCCCGAUGGACACUGUUACUGAGUCUGAUAUGGCCAUAGCAAUGGCUCUUUGUGGUGGAAUUGGUAUUAUUCAUCACAAUUGCACCCCAGAAUACCAGGCCAAUGAAGUUCACAAAGUUAAAAAUUAUAAGCAUGGAUUCAUAAGGGAUCCUGUUGUGCUUUCUCCGAAGCACACUGUUGCAGAUGUGUUCGAAGCGAAGAAGAAACAUGGAUUUUGUGGUUUUCCAAUCACCGAAAAUGGUAAACUUGGAGGUAAGCUGUGUGGUAUUCUAACAUCCAGAGAUAUAGACUUUCUUGAAGGUACAAACGGUAAAGAAAUAAGUGUAGAGAAAGUUAUGACAAAGCUAGAACAUAUUGUGAGUGCAGAAUCAGGAGUUACUUUGAAGAAAGCUAAUCAAAUUUUAGAGGAAUCUAAAAAAGGCAAAUUACCUAUCGUAAAUGCUAAUGGCGAGCUUGUAGCAUUGAUUGCUCGCACUGACCUGAAAAAGUCAAGAGACUACCCUCAUGCUUCAAAAGAUGAAAAUAAGCAACUUUUAGUCGGUGCCGCUAUUGGUACACGUGUUGAAGAUCAGAAACGCUUGGAAGUUUUAGUUGCAGCUGGUGUGGAUGUUGUAGUUCUGGACUCAUCUCAAGGAAAUUCAAUUUUUCAAAUUGAAAUGAUACACCAUAUAAAGGCGAAAUAUCCUGAUUUACAAGUGAUAGGUGGAAAUGUCGUAACUGUUGCUCAAGCCAAGAAUUUAAUUGAUGCUGGUGUUGAUGGGUUGAGGGUUGGCAUGGGUAGUGGUUCUAUAUGUAUCACUCAAGAAGUAAUGGCAGUAGGAAGACCCCAGGCUACUGCCGUUUAUAAGGUGGCCGAGUAUGCCCAAAGGUUUGGAGUUCCAGUGAUUGCUGACGGGGGCAUUCAGUUUAUUGGACAUGUGAUAAAAGCAUUAGCGCUUGGCGCAUCCACUGUAAUGAUGGGCUCAAUGUUAGCUGGUACUUCUGAAGCACCUGGAGAAUAUUUUUAUUCGGAUGGUGUUAGGUUGAAGAAGUAUCGUGGUAUGGGCAGUUUGGAAGCCAUGAACCGAAAAGAUGCCUCAGGAAGUGCCAUGAACAGAUACUUUCACAGUGAAGUGGACAAAGUAAAAGUUGCUCAAGGUGUUAGUGGGGCAAUAGUAGACAAAGGUUCCGUUUUACAAUUUUUACCGUACAUUAAAACUGGAAUCAGGCAUAGUUGUCAAGAUAUUGGAACUCGGAGUCUUUCUUCUCUCAGAAAUAUGAUGUAUUCAGGAAAUCUUAAGUUCGAAAGAAGAACACAUUCUGCUCAAAGUGAAGGAAGUGUGCAUAGUUUAUUUUCUUAUGAUAAAUGUUUGUUCUAA